AACAUACCCACGGCGCUGCACUUGGGCUUGAUAGCUUUCAUUGAACGAAGCCGAUUGUCUAUUUACUCAAGGCGACGUUCUAGCUUCUCGUCGCCAGGAGCUUCGGGACCAACGCAAACCCUGUGACACCUGAACAUCAACACGAGAGCGACAUGGCGCCGAUGCCAAUCAAGUUCCAGGAGCUGGUGCAGCUCACCAGCUCCGGCGUUGAAACUUCGUCCAUCACCUUCAACAGCUGCACACUCGAAUCCGAUCACUACAUUUGCAUUCGAGAAAAGAAAAGCGAAGAUGCUUCCCCGGAGGUAGUCAUCGUCGAGCUCAAGAAUGGCAACAAUGUGAUGCGACGACCUAUCAAGGCUGACAGUGCCAUCAUGCACUGGGACCGACAAGUCAUUGCACUGAAGGCUCAGUCUCGCACACUUCAGAUCUUUGACCUGGACAAAAAGCAAAAGCUCAAGUCGAACACCAUGAACGAAGACGUUGUGUUUUGGAAAUGGAUCAGCGAGACCACCCUCGGUCUGAUCACAGGCACAGCUGUGUAUCAUUGGGACAUAUACGAACCUGGUCAGGACGCGCCAGUCAAGGUGUUUGAACGCAACCAGAAUCUCAAUGGAUGUCAAAUUAUCAACUACCGGGUCAACACUGACGGGAAGUGGAUGGUAGUUGUUGGCAUUUCCCAGCAGCAAGGCCGCAUCGUUGGUGCCAUGCAACUUUACUCGAAGGACCGCGGUAUCAGCCAGGCUAUCGAGGGCCAUGCGGCGGCUUUCGGCACUCUGCGACUCGAAGGUGCACCCCAGGACACCAAGCUCUUUACGUUUGCUGCACGGACUGCUACCGGCGCCAAGCUCCACAUUGUCGAGGUCGAUCACCCUGAGUCGAAUCCUGUGUUCCAGAAGAAGGCGGUCGAUAUUUUCUUUCCUCAGGAGGCGAACAGCGAUUUCCCCGUCGCUCUGCAGGUCUCGCAGAAAUACGGUGUGAUCUUCAUGAUCACCAAGUAUGGCUUUAUUCACAUGUACGACUUGGAGACCGGCAGCUGCAUCUUCAUGAACCGCAUCUCCAGCGAGACCAUCUUCACUACAUGCGCUGACAACGAAUCGACUGGUAUUGUGGCUAUCAACCGCAAGGGCCAAGUUUUGUUCGUUACUGUUGACGAGACAACCGCCAUUCCAUACCUGCUGCAGAACCCUGCGAACACUGAGAUGGCCAUCAAGCUGGCGUCGCGCGCAGGUCUCCCGGGCGCCGAUGACCUGUACGCCAAGCAAUUUGACAACCUAUUCAACGCGGGCAAUUACGCUGAGGCUGCCAAGAUUGCGGCGAACUCGCCUCGUGGCUUCCUGCGCACUGCCGAAACGAUCGAGAAGUUCAAGCGUCUUCCUGUUCAGCCUGGCCAGAUGGCAUAUACUUUGCAAUACUUUGGUAUGCUUCUGGACAAAGGUUCUCUCAACAAACAUGAGACGCUCGAGCUCGCCCAGCCCGUACUCUCGCAGAACCGCAAACAUCUGUUGGAGAAAUGGCUCAAGGAGGACAAGCUGGACUGCUCCGAGCAGCUCGGUGAUUUGGCCCGCCCUUAUGACGUGAACAUGGCCUUGACAAUCUACCUCAAGGCUAACGUUCCCCACAAGGUUGUUGCUGGCUUCGCUGAGACGGGCCAGUUUGACAAGAUUCUACCUUACUCUGCCCAAACCGGCUACCAGCCCGAUUAUGUCCAGCUGUUGCAGCACAUCAUCCGCGUCAACCCUGAAAAGGGAGCAGAAUUCGCAACGGCUCUCGCCAACAGCGAGCAGGGUCCCCUUGUCGACUUUGAGCGCGUUUGCGAUAUCUUCCAAUCUCAAGGCAUGAUCCAGCAGGCCACUGCUUUCUUGCUCGACGCGCUCAAGGACAACAAGCCCGAACACGCUCGCCUUCAGACACGCCUGCUGGAGAUGAACUUGAUGCACGCUCCUCAAGUUGCUGAGGCUAUCCUUGGAAAUGAGAUGUUCACCCACUUCGACAAGGCCCGCAUCGCUCACCUGUGCGAGCAAGCCGGUCUUGCGCAGAAGGCUUUGGAGCUUUAUGAGGAUCCCGAAGCCAUCAAGCGUGUAGUGGUUAACAUUCCUGGCAAUGCCAACUUCAACCCUGAGUGGCUCACCAACUUCUUCGGAAAGCUGUCUGUUGAGCAGUCCUUUGACUGCCUCGAUGUCAUGAUGAAGCACAACAUCCGCCAGAACCUCCAGUCGGUGGUGACCAUCGCCACCAAAUAUUCUGAUCUUCUGGGUCCCACGCGCAUCAUUGACCUGUUCGAGAAGUACAAGACUAGCGAAGGACUGUUCUACUACCUUGGCAGUGUCGUCAAUGUUUCAGAGGACCCGGAUGUGCACUUCAAGUACAUUGAGGCAGCCACCAAGAUGGGCCAGUUCAACGAGGUCGAACGUAUCUGCCGUGACAGCACCUCCUACAACCCCGAGAAGGUCAAGAACUUCCUGAAGGAAGCCCGCCUCCCUGAGCAACUGCCUCUUAUCAUUGUCUGCGACCGUUUCAACUUUGUGCACGACCUGAUCCUGUUCCUCUAUCAGAACCAGCAGUUCCAGGCUAUCGAGUCCUAUGUCCAGCGCGUCAACCCUGGCAGGACCCCAGCCGUCGUUGGCGGCCUUCUCGAUGUCGACUGCGAUGAGAACAUCAUCAAGCAGCUUUUGACUACGGUCAACGCCGCUUCGAUCAACAUUGAUGAACUUGUCGCGGAAGUGGAGUCUCGUAACCGUUUGAAGCUCCUUUUGCCAUUCCUCGAGGCAACUCUGCAAGCCGGCAACCAGCAGCAGGCAGUCUACAACGCUCUCGCCAAGAUUUACAUCGACUCCAACAACAACCCCGAGAAGUUCUUGAAGGAGAAUGAUCAGUACGAUACCCUGACUGUGGGUAAAUACUGCGAGAAGCGGGACCCCAACCUUGCAUACAUCGCCUACUCUAAGGGCCAGAAUGACCUGGAACUCGUCAACAUCACGAACGAGAACUCCAUGUACCGUGCACAGGCUCGCUAUCUGCUCGAGCGCUCUGAUGCUGAGCUCUGGCGUUUUGUUCUCAGCGAGAAUAACAUUCAUCGCCGCUCUGUGGUUGACCAGGUCACUGUGACUGCCGUCCCUGAGUCGACUGACCCUGCCAAGGUCUCUGUUGCUGUAUCCGCCCUGCUCGAGAACGACAUGCCACUGGAGCUCAUCGAACUGUUGGAGAAGAUCGUCUUGGAGCCAUCUCCAUUCAGCGACAACCAAAAUCUGCAGAAUCUGCUCAUGUUCACUGCAGCCAAGGCUGACAAGGCCCGUGUCAUGGACUACAUCCACAAGCUGGAUGGAUACAAUGCUGACGACAUCGCUACCUCGUGUAUCGAAGUGGGUUUGCAUGAGGAGGCAUUUGAGAUCUACAAGAAGGCCGAUAACAAGGCCGCUGCUGUUGAUGUUCUGGUUGAGCACGUGGUCAGCAUCGACCGUGCUCAGGCUUUUGCUGAAGAGGUCGACUUGCCCGAGGUAUGGAGCAAGGUCGCCAAGGCUCAGCUCGACGGCCUCCGUGUCUCCGACGCCAUUGAAUCGUACAUCAAGGCGGAGGAUCCCAAGAAUUACGAGGAGGUCAUCGAGAUUGCCACCCAUGCCGGCAAGAAUGAAGACCUCGUCAAAUACUUGCGAAUGGCUCGCAAGACCCUGAGGGAACCCGCGAUUGAUACCGCCCUCGCCUUCUGCUUCGCCCGCCUCGAUCAGCUCUCUGAGCUUGAGGACUUCCUGCGUGCGACCAACGUUGCUAACGUGGAGGAGUCUGGUGAUAAGGCGUACGAGGAGGGCUUUUAUGAGGCUUCCAAGAUCUUCUUCACGAGCAUCUCGAACUGGGCCAAACUUGCUACCACUCAUGUGCACCUGGGCGACCACCAGGCUGCUGUGGACUGCGCGCGCAAAGCCAACAACAUCAAGGUCUGGAGGCAGGUCCACGAGGCUUGCGUGGAGAAGAAGGAGUUCCGCCUGGCGCAGAUCUGCGGUCUCAACCUCAUUGUCGACGCUGAGCAAUUGCAAGAACUCGUCAAGCAGUAUGAGCGCAAUGGCUACUUUGACGAGCUGAUUAGCUUGUUGGAGCAGGGCCUUGGCCUAGAGAGGGCACAUAUGGGGCUCUUCACUUCCCUCGGUGUUGCUCUUUCAAAGUAUCACCCUGAGAAGCUCAUGGAGCACAUCAAGAUUUUCUGGUCGCGCAUGAACAUGCCCAAGAUGAUUCGUGCCUGCGAGGAAGCCAACUUGUGGCCCGAGUUGGUCUUCUGCUACUACCACUACGAUGAGUUUGACAAUGCUGCUCUUGCCGUCAUUGAGCGCCCGGAGAACUCCUGGGAUCACCAGCAAUUCAAGGAGAUCGUGGUGAAGGUGGCCAAUUUGGAGAUUUACUACCGCGCCAUCAAGUUCUACGUGGAGCAGCACCCCUCGCUACUCACCGACCUGCUUGCUGCUUUGACGGCUCGCAUUGACGUCAACCGUGUCGUCAAGAUCUUCCAGAAGAACGACGACCUACCGCUCAUCAAGUCUUUCCUGUUGAAUGUUCAGUCGCAGAACAAGCGGGUGGUCAAUGAGGCUGUCAACGAUCUCCUCAUCGAAGAGGAGGAUUACAAGACCCUCCGUGACUCGGUACAGAACUUUGACAACUACGAUGCCGUGGCUCUUGCUGGUCGCUUGGAGAAGCAUGACCUCAUUUUCUUCCGCCAGAUUGCGGCAAACAUCUACCGCAAGAACAAGCGCUGGGAGAAGUCGAUCGCCCUUUCGAAGCAGGACAAGUUGUAUAAGGAUGCAAUUGAGACUGCCGCCAUGUCGGGCAAGAACGACAUUGUGGACGACCUGUUGCGCUACUUCGUUGACAUUGGUCACCGCGAGUGCUACACUGGCAUGCUAUACGCUUGCAACGAGCUUAUCCGUCCGGACCUUGUUCUGGAGCUGUCCUGGCGUCAUGGGUUGAACGACUUUUCCAUGCCCUACAUGAUCAACAUGCUAGCCCAGCAAACCAAGGAGCUUGCCCUGCUCAAGGCCGACAACGAGGCCCGCAAAAGCAAAGAGAAGGAGCAAGAGAAGACCGAGGACAACACGCCAAUCUUGGGUGGUGGUCGUCUCAUGAUCACAGCUGGCCCGGGCGGCGCGCCGGCACCUGCACCCUACGGUCAACAGCCUAAUGGGUUUGCACCGCAGCCUACAGGCUACGGCUACUAAAUCACGUGAAAGAGGGAUUGUCACAAUUAUCCAGCGUGAUGCCUUGAGUCAAUACGAUUUCCUUACUUUGUACCAUAUUUGUGCUGCUCGGCAGUAAUCCGACGCGAGACGGGCAUGGCGAGGUUGGCCUAGGCUUGGUGAGCACUAGAAUACACGAGCGUCUGGCGCCAGUUGGUGGAUCACGCCGCGGCCUUUUGGAUGUGGUGGGGAAACUGGUUUCAUUUGUCCUGUGUCUUAUGAGCGUUUGCGGAAGACGAGACCUUUGAGACGGGUACAGUCUCGAAUGGGAGGUGGAAGCGCGUGCGCGAGGGCGGUCAAUCGUUAUCUUGUAUGUAUGUGUAUUAUAGGGAGGUAUUAUCAAGCAUACCACGUCUGUUAUUGAGCAUAACCGGUUGAGUUAAGUGUGGCAGACGCUA
This is a messenger RNA of Emericellopsis atlantica, 5614 nucleotides long. RefSeq names its product clathrin heavy chain. The transcript is spliced from 4 exons. Gene Ontology annotation, molecular function: structural molecule activity; clathrin light chain binding. The coding region runs from base 153 to 5198 and encodes 1681 amino acids. Gene Ontology annotation, cellular component: actin cortical patch; clathrin coat of trans-Golgi network vesicle; clathrin coat of coated pit. NCBI's taxonomy places the organism in Eukaryota, Fungi, Ascomycota, Sordariomycetes, Hypocreales, Bionectriaceae. The record is from RefSeq and is a predicted model, not a curated record. Gene Ontology annotation, biological process: intracellular protein transport; receptor-mediated endocytosis; Golgi to endosome transport.